This is a messenger RNA of Bradysia coprophila, 3900 nucleotides long. Its product is annotated as anoctamin-2. Gene Ontology annotation, molecular function: chloride channel activity; protein dimerization activity. The record is from RefSeq and is a predicted model, not a curated record. Gene Ontology annotation, cellular component: plasma membrane. Lineage: Eukaryota; Metazoa; Arthropoda; Insecta; Diptera; Sciaridae. Gene Ontology annotation, biological process: chloride transmembrane transport.
UCAAAAUGUAUUAGAAUGUCCGUGAGUGUUUUGUGUCGCUUUUUUUAGUGCUCGAAUAAGUUCUUUUUUUUACAUUUAUACAAAAUACGGUGAACCAAUUUGCUGUAAUAAACGAUUAAUUAUAUAUCGCGUUUAUAAUUUAAUUCAUAAAACAAGGUUUCCAGCAACAAACAACAACAAAAAGAAUCGUCGAUAGUAUACUUGUAGUAGUGGUUCUCGUAUAAGUCAUAACUGUUCUACACCUUUGAACGCCGCACCAAAUCUUCUUCUUUUCGCACUUUCAUCGCAAAAAAGUUUUCAUUAACACCAACCAAACGGUCAAUGUAUGCACGAUUGGAGAGACUAGAGCGCUGUAUUGUUGUGUCGUCAUAAUAACAACACACACGUACGAAAUCAAGCAGAAUAAAAAAAAAUCAUAUGCGGCAUUUUAUUGAUAACAUUUUAAAUACGCGACAUGGGAAACCGUCUCUCGUUCCAUUCGUGCUAGUCUGUAAACAGUGAUGUUUAGUGCGCUCUUGUUUCAUUUUAAAUCAGUCUUAUUUGCCUAGGAUUUAUUUAUCGUAAUGAGCAUCAAACAUGUGGUGUUACGUUAUUAUGUAUACUGGGUUCAAUUGUGUAUAACAUGAACUGAAUUCGUUUAAAAAAUAAAUAAUAGAAAAGAAUUUCUCGAUAGUAUUUUUCGAUUGUUAAUAUUUUAGAAAUCUGAUUAGCAUCACCUUCUAAUCGAAAGAGAUGUAUCGAACAGUUCAUCAACACGAAGAAUCUGAAUUGGAUUCAGAGAUGGAUGAAAGGGAUAGCAUUUAUUUAGACACAAUAUCUCUAGCAUCCGAAUACCCAAAUCGGAAAUCGAUGAGUUUGUCACGGCAAACAAUUUAUCAUUCAGCAGAGGAUGUUCAGGGCCAUGCCGCAACGGAUGCAAAUAGUCUAUUCAAGCAAAGUGAACAGUAUGACGGAGCUGCAGCUGGCCAGAUGGCCUAUGGAAAAUAUGGACAAAAUGAUGAGGUCUCUGCACGCCUGCUAAUUUUAAAUAAUAAGAAAACAGUUACAUAUUCGCAGUGGAAGUCUCGGACAUGGCGCCGUUUUCAAGAUGGCGAGCGAACCGUAGAUUUUGUCUUAGCCUAUGCUGCAGAUGAUCCACAUCCACGGAAUGCCGAUAAACGGAAGGCAUUUGAAAGUAAUCUAGAAAAUGAGGGACUUGAAUUGGAGCGAGAAGAAACGCAAAAAAUUCAUUUCGUCAAAAUCCACGCACCAAAGAAAGUGCUUUGUAGUUACUGUGAAAUUUUAAAAAUUAAGAUGCCAAUCAAGCGGGUUCCGGAACAAGACGAUAUAAUUGCACCGGAGUUUCAACUUAUGCAGAGUAUGAAAUCGUUCUUUGGCAGGCCAUUCGAUUUCGUCAAAUUGGAUCCGAAUUUAUUCCCGGAUAAGGAGUACAAGCUGACGCAUUCGUAUUCGCGGAACUACAAAUAUUUAUUCGACAUAGAUAGUGACGAUUUUGUUUGUCAAUCAACUAGCAUAGCCGUUGUUCAAUUUAUCUUGGAGCGACAGCGUUUUAGCGAUGACGACGAAAGUCACAACAACGUUGGAAUCGAAAAACUGCUUUCCGAUGGUGUUUAUCAAGCAUCAUAUCCGCUACAUGAUGGAGAUUGCAGCAUACCCGGUAGUCAACGAUCUUUAUUGUUUAAUGAGUGGGCGGCUGUUAAAAAAUGGAUCAAACACCAACCGUUGGACAAUAUCAAAGAAUAUUUUGGUGUGAAAAUUGCUCUCUAUUUUGCAUGGUUGGGUUUCUACACGCACAUGCUAAUUCCAGCUUCAGUGGUUGGCAUCUUAUGCUUCCUGUAUGGUUUGAUUACAUUAUUCUCGAAUACUGUGAGUGAAGACAUCUGUCAUCCCGAAAACGAUAUUAUCAUGUGUCCGCAGUGUGAUAAUCAGUGUGAUUAUUGGUACCUAAAAAGCACAUGCGUUUACUCGAGGAUUAGUUACUUGUUCGACAAUAACAUGACCGUUCUGUUUGCCUGUUUUAUGUCGUUUUGGGCUGUGCUAUACUUGGAACUAUGGAAGAGAUACUCAGCGAAAUUGGUUCAUCGAUGGGGUUUGGCUGAUUUUUCGCAUCAGGCAGAACAUCCACGACCACAAUAUCUUUCCCGUUUGCGAAAAGUUGAAAACAAAAAGUUCAACGUCAUUCAUCGGGUAUUGGAACCACACGUACCAUUCUGGAAAGUCAAAUUUCCAGUGUACUUAAUGAGUUUCUCGGUCAUUUUCCUGUUUAUUUGUCUAGCUGUAGGGGUAGUAUUUGGUAUCACAAUCUAUCGCAUGUCGUUAAUAUACUCACGGAAAAUGUACAGCGAUUCGGACAACAUUUCCUAUCAAAUCAUUUUCUUGCCUGCAACGGCGGCCGUUCUAAAUUUAAUUAUCAUCACCGCUCUCAACUAUUUGUACGAUUAUUUGGCCGUUUAUCUGACGAAUUUGGAAUAUCGACGCACUCAAACGGAAUACGACGAAAGUCUGACGUUGAAGAUCUACCUGUUCCAAUUCGUCAACUACUACAGUUCAAUUUUCUACAUUGCCUAUCUGAAAGGAAAGUUUGUCGGUUCGCCAGCUAAAUACAACCGAAUUUUCGGUUUUAGACAGGAAGAAUGUAGUCCGGGUGGCUGCUUAAUGGAAUUGUGCAUUCAAUUGGUCAUUAUUAUGGUGGGCAAACAAUUGCUGAACGCCGUACUGGAAAUGUUGAUUCCAUUUUUGUACAAAUCAUUUAACACAGUACGCAACAAAAUGUACAAGACUGACGAAAAUGACGGAAGUGUUCAGUUGAUUUCAUGCAAUCAAUGGACAAAUGACUACAAAUUACUAGCAUGGAGCCCGAGGGGACUGUUCGAUGACUACUUGGAAAUGAUUAUCCAGUAUGGUUUUGUUACGCUUUUUGUCGUGGCCUUUCCGCUGGCUCCACUGUUCGCUUUACUGAACAACGUGUUCGAAAUGAGAUUAGAUGCCAAAAAGUUCCUAAAAUAUUAUCGACGACCUGUUCCUACUCGCGUCAAGGACAUCGGAGUUUGGUUCAAUAUCAUGGCCAUUCUGGGACGAAUAGCUGUCGUGUCGAGCGCAUUUAUCAUUGCAUUUUCGUCCAAUUUCAUUCCGCGUAUGGUCUACAUGAUACGGGUCAAUGCUAAUCAUACCGACGAAGGCUAUCUGAAUCAUACCCUAGCUUAUUUCAAUACCUCAGAUUUUCAGAUCGGAACAGCUCCGUUAAAUUCGACAUUCGGACAUGUACCCAUCUGCCGAUAUCCCGAAUAUCGUAAUCCGCCAUGGUCAGAUGCACCAUACAAACGACCAGUUAUUUAUUGGCACAUUUUGGCUGCUCGUUUAGCUUUCCUUGUGGUGUUCCAGAAUGUCGUUGGUUUCGUGCAGAUGUUGGUUGCAUGGGCUAUUCCCGAUGUGCCACGAAAACUUAGCGAUCGCAUCAAACGUGAGGAAUAUUUGACGCGAGAAAUCAUCAUCGAUCAUGAGCUACAGCGUGCUGCCACCGCUCGAGAACGGGAACGUGAACAAUCACCGCAGUUGACGAAAAAUUUUGAAAAUGUUUUCCGAUUAAGGAAAUCGAAUGGCGACAAUACUGCCAAUACGGAGUUAUGAUGACGACUGAUGAUGGUUUUGUUGUUGGUGAUGCUGCUGGUGAUUUAGUGAAUGAACGUAAUGAACGGAGUAUUACGUUUUAAGUUAAGUUUAGCGGUUAAAUUAAUUUAUUGAAUGGUUUUACAUUGUGAACAAAAAAAGACGAGUGCAAUUAUUUUCAGAUCAAAUUUCGAGGUCGAUCACAGAGAUUUUCGAUUUAGUAAGUUAAAUGGGUAUUAAUGAUGGAAAUGAAAAGUUGAUUUUUUCCAAUUAAACGAACUUGGAACACAAAAA